Ictalurus furcatus (blue catfish) is the source of this 1571-nucleotide messenger RNA. RefSeq lists its product as uncharacterized. The record is from RefSeq and is a predicted model, not a curated record. The transcript is spliced from 7 exons. The coding region runs from base 68 to 853 and encodes 261 amino acids. Gene Ontology annotation, biological process: response to bacterium. Lineage: Eukaryota; Metazoa; Chordata; Actinopteri; Siluriformes; Ictaluridae.
CUGGACCUGGUUUUCUACUGAACUCACAAGCUCAUUACCUCACUAUCACUUUGUCUAAACAGGAACGAUGAUCACACUCUUUGUCGCGCUUUACUCUCUUUUUUCUCUCUGCACAGCUGUAAAAACUUCUGACAUCAAGGAGCUUCAUGUGAAAACAGUAAAGCGUGGAGAAGAUGUAACUAUGGAGUGUAGCAUGAGCAAUGUCAAAAACAAAUAUAAUUUAGCUUGGUACAGACAGAGUUUUGGAAAAGUGCCUCAGUAUUUUGUAAGACGUUACGGGCAAAGUAAUUACACAUUUGCAGAGGGAUUUAAAGAUAGCCGCUUCAGUAUGACUGUAAAUGACCAGAAGUUUGAUCUCAAAAUUAUCGGAGCGAGAGAAGAUGAUGGAGGAGAAUAUUUCUGUGGAGAAGUGGAGGGAACUGUACUAAUGUUCACAUCUGGAACACGUCUGGAAUUUGAAGGUGAAGAGAUGAAACACUGUCCUACACCUGGAACGGUUAACAUCAACACAGAUUCUGUUACAGGGUCCAAUGAGGGUUCAAAGAGCAGUGAUGGAACAGGGUCCAAUGAGGGUUCAAAGAGCAGUGAUGGAAAAGGAGACAACUUUUGGAUUAUUGUCUUAACGACCUCCAUUAUAAUAUCUCUUAUUGUAAUCGUGUUUCUGCUUGGAGUUUUAUAUAAAAAUCAGAGAAAAGGUGCUUCAUCAAGAAACCAUCAAACUCCCACCAAUCAGGCUGAUGAUGAAGAUGUCUUGAACUAUGCAGCUGUGAGUUUUGCUAAGAAACCUUCAUCCUCCAGAACAUCCAGAGACAAGAGCCAUGAAGACGUUUAUGCACAAGUUAAAAUAAAAUAGAUAAAGACAAAUGACUUCAACCAAAAUGUAAGUUUUUUUGAUGUUUCCAUGGUGACUUCGAACAUCUUUCAUCUACUGAUUUGCUUCACUUGAUGGAUGAAGCUUUAAAAAAUAUUUCUGAUCAAAAUCCUACAUCCUGCUGUUUUUUUUUUCUUUCUUGAAUGAAAGUCUUAUAUUUGGGAUUUUUUCUCAGCAUUUUCUCUUGCACAUGAUUUCUAGAAUGUAAAAGAACAUUUUGUUUGAUUCUGAAGGUUAAAGUAUUAAAGAGCGGCUCAUGGUUCACAUCUUGCUUUAACUUUUGUUUUUAAUUUAUUUUGCUUUGAAACAUAGGAGUUUUAUAAAGAGGAUAAAUCUGGUGAAUAUCGUAAUUAAUGUAGAUUAUCUGAACAUUUAGUAGUCAGUACAUCUGUAAAUGUAAAACUUUUAUACAUUUGAACAAUUUUCCAGAAAUACUGAGGACCUUUAAGAGGGCUGAGUAAAAAGACGAGUGUUUACUGCAUUACUGAUGAGAUUCCACUGUUUAACCUGAAAUGAAUCUCCAGGCAAUAAAUAUUCAAUUUCAUUAGAAAUGUAUUUUGAUGACUGAUGAAGUGUCGAGGUUUUCUUUAUCUUAAUGUUUUUACACAAUUUACAUUGUGCCUCCUUAAUAAAUUCCACAAAUGCCAUAUUACACUGUGUGUGUCAUCAUUUUGUUAAAGUCCAUUAUCGAUGUACCUAA